Molecule: messenger RNA, 4160 nt
Organism: Tachysurus vachellii
Lineage: Eukaryota; Metazoa; Chordata; Actinopteri; Siluriformes; Bagridae
Gene: lhcgr
Product: luteinizing hormone/choriogonadotropin receptor
Exons: 12
Coding region: 426-2558 (710 amino acids)
Biological process (GO): male gonad development; phospholipase C-activating G protein-coupled receptor signaling pathway; luteinizing hormone signaling pathway
Cellular component (GO): membrane
Molecular function (GO): thyroid-stimulating hormone receptor activity; luteinizing hormone receptor activity
Source: RefSeq, a predicted model, not a curated record
UACGAUGAUAUGAUCAUGUGGUUACAUUUUUUUUCAUUUAAAUAACAUUAAAAACAAUCAGGGAAGCAUAGAAAAACGAAUAUGCUCUAUUACAAAUAAUAAUAUAUAUUUAUAUAUAUAUAUAUAUAUUAUUUGACUCGUCACUGACUCACUGCGUUCUGCGCAAUAGCCAGUUUUUGGCGGCCUGCCAGAAGCUAGCUUGUGUUUCAUGCUAGUUAACAACUUGUGUUUACUGUACACACGGACUUAAAAAUAGAUCGAUUUCUUAUCAAACAAUCCCGCGCACAAAAUGAACAGCAACAAAGCAAUGUGACAGUGACAAAAGAGGAUCUGGUAAAGAGCUGCUUUAACUGUGUAGUCCGCGCCGCAGUCAUUAAGAAUCGGAUCCCUGUUCAUUCGGUACAACCCGAAGACAAGCAUACAGAAUGAGGACAUCGCUUUUCAUCGUCGUUGUAAUGAUGUGGCAGUGUGAUUGUUUGCGUUUUGUCUGUCCUGAGAUAUGCCGGUGCUCCAUCAAGUCCAUCAGCUGCACCAGCGCGACUGAAGCCACGGCGCAGAAGCAGCGCGGCGCGUUCAGCAGACUUGUUCUGAACUAUAUCCACUUGAGGACAAUUCCCAGUUUUAGCUUCGAUGGACUGCGAGGUGUCAAAAGAAUAGAAAUUGCUCAAAGUGUCACACUGGAAACCAUAGAGACCCAGGCCUUCAACAACCUCUUCAACCUCUCAGAGAUAUCUAUCCAAAAUACCCGGAGUCUGGUCCAUAUCCAGCAGCGGGCCUUCAACAAUCUGCCAAAACUGAGAUACCUAAGCAUCUCCAACACCGGGAUAGUUACUUUUCCUGACCUGACCGCCAUCACAUCCCUUGAAGCUGAUUUCAUGCUAGAUAUCUGUGACAACCUCCACUUGCAGUCAAUCCCAUCAAAUGCCUUUAUUGGAAUGACAACUGAAGACAUAACAAUGAAUCUGUAUAACAAUGGCUUCAGGGAAAUACACAAACAUGCCUUUAAUGGGACACAAAUAGAUAAACUAACCUUGAAAAACAACCGCAAGCUGCAAAUAAUCCACAGGGAUGCUUUUAUAGGAGCUUCUGGCCCAGCUGUAUUAGACGUGUCCUCUACUGCUCUGGAGACGCUGCCAUCUCAUGGCCUGCAGUCCGUGUUGAUGCUGGUAGCUCGCUCAGCGUUUUUGCUAAAGAGACUGCCUCCUCUAAACAGUUUGGAAAGCCUAAGAGAGGCUCAUCUCACUUACCCGAGCCAUUGCUGUGCUUUACUCAGCUGGGACACACACAGGGAGUCUCCAUCUACAGCACAGAGAAAUGGAUCUUCAUACUGCGAACCUCAGAGUCCAUUAGAUAAGGGGUCUGAAAAAGAGGCUUUUUAUCCUGACAUGCUGGAUCCACUAUCUGAAGCCAGCUAUAGCAACAUGGAUUUUGAGUACCCGGAUUUCUGUCAAACCAAACCAGCCCUCCAGUGCAGCCCAGAGGCAGAUGCCUUCAACCCCUGUGAGGAUAUUGCUGGGUUUGGGUUCCUCCGUGUGGCCAUCUGGUUCAUCAACAUCCUGGCAAUUGCUGGCAACCUAACUGUUCUUCUAGUGUUAUUCGCCAGCCGCUGCAAACUCACGGUACCACGCUUCCUCAUGUGUCACUUGGCCUUCGCUGACUUCUGCAUUGGUGUGUACCUCCUCAUGAUUGCCAUUGUGGAUCUGCGGACGCGCGGCUACUAUAGCCAGCAUGCCAUCGAAUGGCAGACAGGAGUGGGCUGUAACAUUGCUGGUUUCUUGUCUGUCUUUGGCGGAGAACUGUCCAUCUACACACUGUCUACGAUUACGAUAGAACGUUGGUACACCAUCACCCAUGCCAUGCAGCUGGAGCGCCGACUUGCUCUGCCCCAUGCUGCUGCAAUAAUGGCUGCAGGCUGGCUGCUCUGCCUGGGCAUGGCACUACUUCCAAUUGUUGGCAUAAGCAGUUACAGCAAAGUAAGCAUGUGUCUGCCCAUGGACAUUGAAACACCUCUAGCACAGGCUUAUGUCAUUCUUCUGCUGCUUUUCAAUGUUGGGGCUUUUCUGGUGAUUUGUGGUUGCUACAUGCGGAUCUACAUGGUUGUCCGCCACCCCGAAGUGCCCGGCCGUGCUGCCGAUACCAAAAUCGCCAAGCGCAUGGCCGUGCUGAUCUUCACUGAUUUUCUUUGCAUGGCGCCAAUCUCUUUCUUUGCCAUCUCAGCUGCCUUUAAGGUGCCUCUAAUCACAGUCACCAACUCCAAGAUCCUGCUGGUGCUCUUCUAUCCGAUCAACUCCUGUGCCAACCCGUUCCUCUAUGCCAUAUUCACCAAGGCCUUCAGGAAAGAUACCUGCAUUCUGCUAAGCUCCAUGGGCUGCUGUGAGAGCAAAGCCAACAUGUACCGCAUGAAGACCUACUGCUCCGAGAACACUGCAAAAAUGACGAGCUCCUCAGUUGCCAAGGGCCCUCAAGCUGCUAUGUGGUUGUCAGGCUUUCCUCAUCAAAAGUGCCAGCUUCAAACAGACAGGUUACAGAAAGAUAGCUGUGGAGAACAUCUCACAUAACAUUCCCAUUCCCAGAGAACAUUCCCAUCUCUGUGCAGUGUUGUAUGGUGUAUUAUGUUAGCCGUGUCCCUUCAGAGUAUUUGAUUCUCACUCCGGUUGGAGAAGAGAGAGUCUAUGAGAAGAAAAUAUAUGACUGUUAUUUUAUCUAACAUAAAAAGGGUUUUUUUUUUUUGUUCUGAAAAAGUGUGAUUUGUCCCAGGAGAAACAACUUUGUUAUUCUGAAUUUAUUCAUACCCUUGGCAGAGAGGUAGACAAGAGAAACUGAUAGUCUCAGACAGCCAGGAUUGGUAAAGAAAAAGGAGAAAACUGAUUUGUCCUCAAUUUGUCCUUUCCAUCCAUUUUUACACUUUUUACCUGUGAAGUGAUCAUUGCCUACUUCUCUGUCAUAAGUAGGAACAUCACAGACUGGACUCCGAACACCCUGAAUACAUCCUUUCCUUCCAUUGUUAAUAUGUUGUUUAUAAGUCGGUUGUUAGUAUUUUUGUCAGACAUAUUAGAUUUGAUAUAAUUUCUUGUUUUUUUUUUACUGUAAAGUUGCCCACAUCUUCCAGCAUCUCUCCUUAUCUCUGAUAGAACAACAUAGUCUACAUCAUUGUCAAAGAGGUCAGAGGGAAAUGACUGCUUGUUCCGCAGCUAACCUUGUUUUAUAAACACUUGGGACAGCUUUACGAUUCCAACAUGGUGAGUGGAAAAUGAACAGUUUCCUAGGAGAAAGAGAAAGAAUACUGCGGACAAUAAAUGAACUCCGGAUUUUCGAAAGAACAGAUAGUCAUACUUCAGUUGCUGAAAAUUUGAGCUUGAUCUGACCAAGUAAUAACUACUCUUUAGUAGCAACUAAAACAGAAGUUGAGCUGAUGCGUCUGGUAAGAUGUUAAGUUAUUUUUUACUUUUCUUAAUACUUGUCUAAAUGGAUAAAUAUAUCUUUGACAUUUCUUUGCCUUGCUAUUGUUGUUAUUUUCUUAAAAAAUAACUUCACAAUGUAGUAUUAAGAGCAUUUACUGGGUGCCUAAUAAGAGUCUACCAGCUUGACCAUCUCAGUCUCAGUUUCCUCACAGCUGGUCAGACUGAGGUUUUUUUUUGCUUGUUUGUUUUUUCAAAAGAUUUCACAUUUCCUCUCAUGUGACAGAGUAUUGUAGCUGAGCAACAAACUAAAUCAGUUCAUUAAAUUAACAGACUUUACACAAUGCUGUUUUGAAUAACUAACCUUCUGAAAUUUAAUGACAGUUUGAACACAUCCACAAAGUCCUAGAUAUUUUCCUCUUGCCAUCUUGUUCUAAAAAUCAAGGUCAGUUUGAAUGCAGUUAGUAUUUGUAAUGUUAGAUGUUUUGGUUUCAGAUUUUUUGGACACCUUGUGUAAAUGUAGUUAACUGCAUGUUCCUGAACACACUCCGUAAUAGUACCUGUUUAAAAUAACUAAAGUAAAUGAAUAAAGGACGUUAGGCUCCAACAGAAAAAGAAAAGAAAAACCCACAACACAUGGUUGUUGACAAACUGACAGUUUUGUUGCUGUGUUCCAAAAUCAAGGUCAGCUUGGUCUGGUCACUAUUUUGCCUCAGUGCUACAAUGCUAACUGCUUGAUUGUAUCAUGCAGGACUCCAGUCU